AUGGAAGACUUACUAGAAUCGUACAACACAUCCUUACUCCGUAUGAGGGAUGUUACAACCACAGUUGCAGCUCAUGUUGCGGUGCGUAACGUGAGUGUUGCGAGCAAGGGUGCUAGCAACGCUUACGAGUGGCGAUUCAUCCUACCGCCAUACUUUGCCAUAUUCCUGCUGUCUAUAUCAGGAAACUGCCUCGUCAUCGCUACCCUCGCCAGCAACAGAAGAAUGAGGACAGUUACCAAUGUGUACCUUUUGAAUUUGGCGAUAUCAGAUUUCCUGCUGGGCGUGUUCUGUUUACCGUUUACCCUGGUUGGACAGAUAUACAGGAGAUUCCUGUUUGGUGCCACGCUAUGCAAACUAAUUCCCUUUUUACAAGCUGUGUCAGUAUCGGUAGACGUUUGGACUCUGGUAGCGAUAUCUUUGGAGAGGUACUUCGCUAUCUGCCGACCCCUAAAAUCAAGGAAGUGGCAGACUCAGUGCCACGCCUACAAAAUGAUAGCGACUGUCUGGAUACUAUCAAUAGUGCUGAACGCGCCGAUCCUGAUUGUCUCCACAUUGCAGCCAAUGAGAGGGAAUGCAUACAAAUGCCGCGAAGUCUGGAGCAGCUUGGAGCUGGAGCGAGCCUUCAACCUCGGACUGGACGCUGGACUCCUGCUGGUGCCGUUCUUCGUCAUGUCGUUCGCGUACUGCCUGAUCGUGACGAAGCUCUGGCGAGGCAUGAGACACGAGAUCCAGCAUAAUUUCAACUGGCAGAGGCAUCUAACUCGGCAAGGUAGCUGCAAGAGCAAUCACUUGCCAAUAAUGAAAAGCAACUCCACCGAGCUGUGUUGCAAGAAAUGGAGUGCAAAGAAACCUAUUAAGACCCCGGACCGGCUGGACACCGAGGUGCAAAGCACACAGUCGUACUGCAUGCAUACAGUCGACAUGGAGUUUCGUCACGUGGUCAGGUCCACGCACAUAGACAAGAGCAUCGAAGCCAAGCGGAAGGUGAUAAGGAUGCUGUUUGUUAUAAUACUAGAGUUUUUCGUGUGCUGGACGCCUCUCCACGUUAUAAAUACGAUCUACCUUUUCUACCCCGAUGAGUUAUACCAGUACAUUGGGUCCAAGGGCAUCAUAUCCAUGCAGCUCCUGGCGUACUGCUCCUCUUGCUGCAACCCCAUCACCUACUGCUUCAUGAACCGCAAAUUCAGACAGGCCUUUAUCAGCUUGAUCAAGACUUGCAAGUUCUUCAGGAUAUGUUUCUCUGAGAAGUCGGAGGGUGGCAAGCAGGCUACUCCGCCGCCCGUCAGUUCUAGCCAGGAUGUCACCGCUUGCGUAAUCAGGGGCAGCCACACUGGACGCACUGAGCUGGAUGGACUGGAAGGUGAGGAUUGUGUUUAGCAGCGGCUCACAAAGUACUGCUUUGGGAAGCGGCGUGCACCCCGCGCUACCCGCUCCCGUCAUCACCA
This is a messenger RNA of Manduca sexta (tobacco hornworm), 1445 nucleotides long. It is a transcript of the gene NGR-A9, whose product is annotated as cholecystokinin receptor-like. Bases 1 to 1377 code for a protein of 458 amino acids. Gene Ontology annotation, cellular component: membrane. The record is from RefSeq and is a predicted model, not a curated record. Gene Ontology annotation, biological process: neuropeptide signaling pathway. NCBI's taxonomy places the organism in Eukaryota, Metazoa, Arthropoda, Insecta, Lepidoptera, Sphingidae. Gene Ontology annotation, molecular function: neuropeptide receptor activity. The transcript has 10 exons.